CGGCUGGAAGGCAGCGAGGUAGCGAGUAAACAGAGGGCGCCAGGCCCCGGGCUCGCCGAAACUCGCCCCGGCCGCUCUCCUGUCGGCAGCCUCGUCCAUUUUCGGCGGAGAUGAGCGGCUGGGCAGGGCUGGCCGGGCUCCUCCUGGCCGUGGCUGGAGCUCAGGGGCAGCUGCUGCAGCCGCCGAGGGCGUCGCGGAGUAGCCUUCGCCCUGGCGCCGCGGAACACGCCGCUCAGUUCGACCACGUCUUCAACGGGACGGUCAACCGAGGCACGGAGCGGCUGUACUCCUUCAACUACACCAGCCAGGCGGGCCAGGCAGAUGCCCUCCGUGUUACCGUGAAGAGCGACUCCAAAGAUGACCAGUACCCUGUCUUGUUUGUAGUUCGGCAGCAAAAGGGGGUGCUGUCCUGGCAGCUCCCUCUCAUUUUUCAUGGGCUUUACCAAAGAAAUUACAACUACACAGAAGUCAGUCGUACACUCUGCCCAUCUGAGUCUGUACCCAUGAAUGGAUCUUCCGAGCAAAUUGUAUUUAUAAAUGUAGCUUCCAUGGCUCCUUAUGAUGCCCACUAUCAGCUGCAAGUUACCAAGAUUAAGAACUUCCAACUUAGCAUGGACACUACUUUUACAUUCACUGCCAGCCCCUCUCAGCCACAGUACUUUUUGUACCAGUUCCCUCCUGAUGUGGAUUCUGUCAUCGUCAGAGUGAUUUCUAAGACAAUCUAUCCCUGCUCUGUGGUCUCCAUCCAAGAUAUUGUGUGUCCAGUUUAUGAUUUGGAUUAUAAUGUGGAAUUUAAUGGAGUUUACCAAUCAAUGACAAAGCAGGCAGUCCUCACUGUGCAGAAAAAGGACUUCCCAAGCAAACAGUUUUUUGUUGUAUUUGUCAUAAAGCCAGAGGACUAUACCUGUGGCAGUUCAAUACCACCCUCCAUUCAAGGAAAGACUAACUACACAUGGAACCUUCAACGAAUGAAGCAUCUUGAAAUGACAGUGUUACCUUCAGUUAAAGGCACUGUUUAUAUACAUGCCAUCCUUUUCAGUUUUCUGACCUUCUUCUCCUUCUAUCUGGGUGCGCUAGUGGUUGGAUUUGUGCAGUACAUCAGAUUUCAUAGGAAAACAUCAAUAGGAGGACUUAAUGGUGGUCCUGGGACUAUGACUUCUUCUCAUCCUAUCACUGCCAGCACCCCUGAAGGAAGCAGCUAUGGAGCUAUAGAUGAAUCAAACUCCAGUGGAGGUCAAGAAUUAUCAACUCUAGAUCGCCGGCCUCCUUGUGGCAGUGAUACAGAUAGCUCAGUUGAAGAGGAGAGUGAUUUUGACACUAUGCCUGAAAUUGAAAGCAACAAGAAUGUAAUCCGCACUAAGAUGUUCCUUUAUCUGUCAGACCUAUCCAGAAAGGAUCGGAGAAUUGUCAGCAAAAAGUAUAAAAUUUAUUUCUGGAACAUCAUCACAAUUGCUGUUUUCUAUGCUUUACCUGUGGUCCAGUUGGUGAUCACAUACCAAACGGUGGUGAAUAUAACUGGAAAUCAGGACAUCUGCUAUUAUAACUUCCUUUGUGCUCAUCCACUGGGAGUCCUGAGUGCUUUCAACAACAUCCUCAGUAACAUUGGCCACAUGCUGCUAGGUAUCCUUUUCCUGUUGAUUGUAUUAUAUAGAGACCUUCUUCAUCGUCGCUCCUUGGAAAUGAAAGAUAUCUGUGCAAUGGAAUAUGGGAUCCCUAAGCAUUUUGGCCUCUUCUAUGCCAUGGGUGUUGCUCUAAUGAUGGAAGGUGUCCUCAGUGCUUGCUACCACGUUUGUCCAAAUUACACUAAUUUCCAGUUUGACACCUCUUUCAUGUAUAUGAUUGCAGGAUUGUGUAUGCUAAAACUAUAUCAGACUCGCCAUCCUGACAUCAACGCCAGUGCUUACUCAGCCUAUGCAUCCUUUGCAGUCGUUAUUUGCCUUGCUGUACUUGGAGUGGUUUUUGGGAAAAAUGUGUGGUUUUGGGUCCUUUUCUCCAUCAUCCAUGUUGUGGCCUCUCUUGGUCUUAGCACCCAGAUUUACUACAUGGGUCGUUUUAAGAUAGACCUUGGGAUUUUUCGACGCAUAGCUAUAGUAUUGUACACCGAUUAUAUACAACAAUGCAGCCGACCCAUGUACAUGGACAGAAUGAUUUUGCUUGUUGUUGGGAACCUGGUUAAUUGGUCUUUCGCAAUUUUUGGACUAGUAUAUCGGCCAAGGGAUUUUGCUUCUUACAUGCUGGGCAUUUUUAUCUGCAAUCUUUUGUUAUAUCUUGCCUUUUAUGUCAUCAUGAAGCUACGCAGUUCAGAGAAGUUAUUGCCUUUCCCUCUCUUUUGUAUUGUGGCCACAGCUUUAGUUUGGGCUGCAGCUCUUUAUUUCUUUUUCCAGAACCCCAGUAGCUGGGAGGAAACUCCAGCACAGUCUCGUGAAAAAAACCGACCAUGUAUCCUUCUGGGAUUCUUUGAUGACCAUGAUAUCUGGCACUUCCUCUCAGCUGCUGCCUUGUUCUUUUCAUUCUUGGUGAGAUUUUUCUUAAUAACAAAAUAAUGUUCU
Notechis scutatus (mainland tiger snake) is the source of this 2549-nucleotide messenger RNA. The record is from RefSeq and is a predicted model, not a curated record. Lineage: Eukaryota; Metazoa; Chordata; Lepidosauria; Squamata; Elapidae.